This is a messenger RNA of Sceloporus undulatus (fence lizard), 3972 nucleotides long. It is a transcript of the gene BRINP2, whose product is annotated as BMP/retinoic acid inducible neural specific 2. Gene Ontology annotation, biological process: negative regulation of mitotic cell cycle; positive regulation of neuron differentiation. Bases 375 to 2720 code for a protein of 781 amino acids. The record is from RefSeq and is a predicted model, not a curated record. The transcript has 8 exons. Lineage: Eukaryota; Metazoa; Chordata; Lepidosauria; Squamata; Phrynosomatidae.
UUCUCCUCCUCCUUCCCAUCGAGGAUGCUGCUCAGCGGGUGAUGCUCUGCUCUCUCUCCUCGCCUUCCUGCCUCUUUUCCCCGCAACCUGCCGCAAGGAUGGAGCUGGAGGUCCUGGGCUCAGCCGGAGCCGGAGGGGCGCGAGGCGAGGCAGCCCUGGUCCCGCGGCGUCCCGGGCAAGGAGCCCCUCCGAAGGGGAAGCCCUGAGGAAGAGGAGGAGGAGAGCCCCGCUGGAUGGCCGAAGGGUAGCCCUUUCUCCCUCCUCUCCUUUCCCCUUCUUCCCGCUUCCGACGGCGCUGGCGUGCAGGAAAUCCUGAAGGGGUGCCAAAAAGGACAGUGGGGAGAGAAUGAAGAAGCCAGCUGUGCAGGAGAAGCAUGAGGCGGCAGCGGAACGCUCGGUUUAAGCGGCUCCAGCUGAUGGUCCCAUGGCUGUCAUCAGUAUUGAUCCUGACUUUGGGAGGCUGGGGGCUGGCCGCUGCUGCUACUUCUGGUGCUCCGUCACACGAACAUCAUGCCUCCACAGUCUCUGCCAGCCAUGUGCCCCUGGACUGGCUCCUUACUGAUCGAGGACCCUUCCAUCGUGCCCCAGAGUAUGCUGACUUCAUGGAGCGCCAUCGGCAGGGCUUCACCACCAGGUACAGGAUCUACAGGGAAUUUGCUCGUUGGAAGGUGAAUAACUUGGCACUGGAAAGGAAAGAUUUCUUCCACUUGCCUCUGCCUCUGGCUCCAGAAUUCAUCCGCAAUAUUCGCCUUCUGGGGCGCCGGCCCAGCCUUCAACAAGUCACUGAGAAUCUGAUUAAAAAAUAUGGAACCCAUUUCCUGCUCUCAGCCACACUUGGAGGAGAAGAGUCCCUAACCAUUUUUGUGGAUAAGCGCAAACUCAGUCGGAAAGUAGAACCUGGGACUCCUUCAGGAAGUGGCUGGACUAAUACCACUGUCUCCUUGGAAACACUGCACCAGCUGGCAGCCUCUUACUUUAUUGACCGGGAAAGCACACUACGGCGUCUCCACCACAUCCAGAUAGCUACAGCCGCCAUUAAGGUCACUGAAACCAGAACGGGGCCACUUGGCUGCAGUAACUAUGACAACUUGGACUCGGUGAGCUCUGUUCUUGUUCAGAGCCCAGAGAACAAAGUUCAACUACUUGGCCUACAAGCACUGCUGCCAGAUUAUUUGCGAGAACGUUUUGUGGCUGCUGCCCUGAGCUACAUCACUUGCCAUUCAGAGGGGGAGCUGAUCUGCCGAGACAAUGACUGCUGGUGCCAGUGUGGGUCUAGUUUCCCACAAUGCAACUGUCCUGAGGCUGAUAUCCAGGCCAUGGAAGAGAGCCUCCUCCAGAUUCAGGAAGCUUGGGAGACUCACAACCAACAGUUUCAGCAAUCAGAGGAACUACAGUCCCUAGUGAAAAAGCUCCCAGUAGACCGCUUUCUGAAUAUAACAGCCAUCUCGCAAUACUGGGCAAUGGAUCUUGAUAUUCAGCAUCGCUAUCAGAAACUGGGCACCAACUUGAAGAUGCUCUCCAAGAAGACCCAUCGGAUUGUCCGGCGCCUUUUUAACCUGGCAAAGCGCUGUCGUAGGCAACCUCACUUCAGACUUCCAAAGGAGAGACCUUUGACCUACUGGUGGAGCCGUGCCCAGUCUCUCAUCUACUGCAGUGAGACUUCUGUGCCAGGGACAUUUGUGGAAGAAAGCCACAGUUGCACCUGCCCCCAUGACCAGCCCUCUUGCCAGGGCACCAUCCCCUGUGCCUUGGGGGAGGGCCCAGAAUGUGCAGCCUGCGCAGAUGAGAACGCCACACAGUGUGGGUCCUGCAAUCCUGGCUAUGUUCUCACCUUGGGUCUAUGCCGCCCAGAGGUUGCAGAGUCUCUUGAGCACUACUUAGGGCUGGAAACAGACCUGCAGGACUUGGAGCUCAAAUACCUUUUGCAGAAGCGAGAUAGCCGCAUUGAGGUGCACUCCAUUUUCAUCAGUAAUGACAUGCGCCUAGGGACCUGGUUUGACCCUUCCUGGAGAAAGAGGAUGCUGGUGACCCUGAAAAGCAACAAAUACAAGCCAAGCUUGGUCCACCUCAUGCUGGCCCUCUCCUUGCAGAUCUGCCUCACCAAGAACAGCACCCUGGAGCCUGUCAUGGCCAUCUAUGUCAAUCCCUUUGGGGGCAGCCACUCAGAGAGCUGGUUUAUGCCCACCAAUGAGACUGGAUUCCCUGACUGGGAAAGGACUAACGUGGAUGAUUCUGGUCAGUGCCAAAACUGGACCCUCACAUUAGGCACUAAGUGGAAGACCUUUUUUGAGACAGUCCAUGUCUACCUGAGGAGCCGCAUCAAAUCUCUGAAUGACAGCUCCAAUGAAACCAUCUUCUAUGAGCCCUUGGAAAUGGACCCUUCUAAGAACCUAGGGUACAUGAGGAUCAAUAGCUUGCAGGUCUUUGGCUAUAGCCUGCCCUUUGAGUCUGAUGCCAUUCGGGACCUUGUGCUUCAGCUGGACUACCCAUAUACUCAAGGCUCCCAAGACUCUGCUAUAUUGCAGCUGAUUGAAAUCAGAGACCGGGUAAACCGUCUCUCUCCCCCUGGGAAAAUCCGCCUUGACCUUUUCUCUUGCUUGCUCCGGCACAGGCUUAAAUUAGCCAAUAAUGAGGUAGGUCGAAUCCAGUCUACUCUGCAGGCCUUCAAUGCCAAACUGCCAAACCCAGUGGAGUAUGAGACUGGUAAACUAUGCAGCUAGCCUUGGGAGCGGGGCAGGGCUGUUCUUGUAAUCCCAGAGGGGAGGACUGGAGAUUGGAGUGAAUACUUCCCAAAGCCUUAUUUUCAUGCCAGCUGUGCGCUUCUGUGAGACAGUCAGUGGUCAACCCAGAAGAUUCCAGGUUUCAUGGCGCCAAAUUUUGGAAUUAGUUAUGGCACAAAUCUCUGGAGCAAACCUAGCAAAGAAAGAGGUCCAGCUGCAGUGCUGAUAUUGCUGCAGAUGGCCUGCUUCAGUUGCUUGGAAAAGUGACACAGUUUCCUUUCCUGUGGCUGUGUUAGUGGAAUGUGCAAGAAAAUAUACAGGCCCAUGAAGAAAUGAGAUGUAAUUGGCAGCAUAAAGCAAUGACUGAUGAAAGAGUAAUGACUGAAGGCAGACUGGAGAGAGUUCUGAUAAAGACUUGGCUUUUUUGAUCAAGCAAAAACAACAGAGAUGGAAGGAAAGAACAAAAGGAUUGGACAUAAUUUUUGCAAGUGCUUCAAAAACACCCACUUUGGAGAACCUUUCUUUGGCCCUUGCCUCCCUUGGCGCAAUUUACUUUUGUAUUAUUUUUAUGAGUGUUUCUGACAACAGCAUUGCUUUCACGUUUUCUGCAUUCCUUUCUAAAGCUACCACCCUAAGCACACUUUUUUGGGAAACAUUUCCACCAAUGUUGUUGGGACUUGUUCCUCUCAAAGAAAUGAAUAUAGGAACAGAGUGAAAAGCCUUGAUUUCAGCUGCCUUGCCAUCACCCUGUUUUAUAUUUCUGUUUGAUUGAUUGGCCAUUUUAGUGGGUGGGUGGUGACAUCUAUCCAGAAAUUGGUGGGCAGUAGCAUUUGGGACACAUAAAGUUCGCUGUGCCUGAAUUGUCCUUUUCUCCCAUCUGUCACCAGGGAACCUUUUGUUCCAUUCAUAUCAUGUGAUCCACUCACACUUAACCAGUUGCACCAGUAUCUUCAUUGUCACACAGGCAGUUGUUGUUAAAUGUAUAUUUAGAGCCCAGUGGAUGAUUGGCCUUUAUUUACUUACUUACUUAUGUAUUGGUUUUAAUUGGUUGGCUCUUAAAAAGUAUUCUACUUUUGCAUUUUUUUUAAUUUGGAAUGGGGUUAUCAAUUUCUAGUUAACUGCUCCAGUUGAGUUAACACAUCCUAGCCAAAUGUAUGUUUUACUAUAUUUUGUAAGGGGGUAGGGAAGAGAGAAAUAGCCCUUUUGGAAGAAAAAAAGGGGAAGCAGUAAACAAUCAAAAUUCUCUAAAUGA